CCUUCUCUCUCUAUAAACACAAUCUCUCUCUCUAAAUCUAAGCUCCAAUGGCAGUUUCAGUCGAAUCUCCAUCUCCUGUUAACCUCAACAAGGAAUCAAAUAGCUUUAUGAGUUCGUCUCCUAUGUUCAGCCCUUCAUCAGAUAAGCGCUUCUGGAGCACGCUCCGAGGCCGUAUUGAAACACUUCUCGACAAUCGGAAGCCUAUUUAUCAGUCUUCUUCCACACAAACGAAUGCUGGAGAAUUUGACCGUGCAAAAAGAAUGAAGGAGGACUCGUUGCUUCUGCUCAGAGGUUUUGACUCUGUUGCCUAUUCUCUGUCUCAGCUAUCUAGCAAUCUAGAUAAUGCACUUCAGGGAGCAAGAGAUCUUGCAAGACCACCCACAUUAACUGAAAUGUUUCAUAGCGCAAUGGAAAAGGCUAAAAACAAAGAAGAUGAAUCUGAAGAAGCAGCAGAAGAGAAAGGAGAAGAAGAUGAAGAGGAAGCCAAGAGAGGAUUGAAAAGGAAGUUUGCUACUCAAGAAUGUUGUGUGGAAAAAGAAGAUGAUGAUUCACAUAAGGACAAUGAGAAGAAGCUCAAUAAAGCAAAAAAUCUUGCGAUUUCUAUGGCGAGCAAUGCGGCUUCAUUUGCAAGAGAACUGAAAUUGAUAAAAUCAGAUUUGUGUUUUGUGCAAGAGAGAUGCGCUCUGCUUGAAGAGGAGAACAGGAGGCUUCGUGACGGGUUUGCCAAAGGGAUUAGACCUGAGGAAGAUGAUCUGGUGAGGCUUCAACUGGAGGCUCUGCUUGCUGAAAAAUCCAGAUUAGCAAAUGAAAAUGCGAACUUAACUAGGGAAAACCAAUGCCUGCACCAGCUUGUUGAGUACCACCAACUUACCUCCCAAGAUCUGUCUGAAACCUAUGAGCAUAUAAUAAGAGGAACUUGCUUAGACUUUUCGUCUCCACCGCCAUCCAUACCAGAGGAGGAUGGUGAUGAAGUUUUAACAAAGACACCAAAAGGCGGUGAGCGUUUUGGGUUAUCCACUUCUCUUAAUGAAUUCUACUGUCAAGAACAGUAGAGGCAGAAGAUCUUCGUAAGGGGGCACAGGACACGGUCUUCUUUUCAUUUUAGAUCUGGUGUUGAAGUUUCACUCCCAAGUGUAAAUUUUGAUGUCUGUUAUCAGAUGGAUUUUUUAUA
This is a messenger RNA of Cornus florida, 1171 nucleotides long. RefSeq lists its product as uncharacterized. The coding region runs from base 48 to 1052 and encodes 334 amino acids. The record is from RefSeq and is a predicted model, not a curated record. The transcript has 6 exons. NCBI's taxonomy places the organism in Eukaryota, Viridiplantae, Streptophyta, Magnoliopsida, Cornales, Cornaceae.